Molecule: messenger RNA, 1588 nt
Organism: Dioscorea cayenensis subsp. rotundata (Guinea yam)
Lineage: Eukaryota; Viridiplantae; Streptophyta; Magnoliopsida; Dioscoreales; Dioscoreaceae
Product: myb family transcription factor EFM-like
Biological process (GO): regulation of DNA-templated transcription
Molecular function (GO): DNA binding; DNA-binding transcription factor activity
Source: RefSeq, a predicted model, not a curated record
UUGUUUGCGAAGUUACCAUACCUUUGGCUUUAUCCUCUGCUUUAUCUUUUCCUUCAUCUCAAACACCACUUUAUUCUCUCCCACCUCAGAACUCUCUCUAAAAAGAAGGUGAUCCUCCUUGUUUUUCUCUCAUCUGAUGACUAGUUGUUCAAGGAGAACACUAGUGCAAGGAAAUUACACAUCCAUUUGCUCAUUAUAUCUCUCUCUCUCAUAUAUCAUGGAUUCACCACCUUCAUCUGAGUUAACCCUUGAUUACAAACCCAACAAUUAUGCACUCCCACUCCCUUCUCAAACCCAAUCACCCUUUACUUCUAUUAAUAAUAAUAAUCAUCAUCAUCAUCAUCAUCAUCAUCAUGAUCAACUUGAUCAGCUCCAAGACUUCCUUAAUCGCCUUCAGGAUGAAAGAUCCAAGAUUGAAGCCUUCCAGCGUGAACUUCCUCUUUGCAUGCAACUCAUCAACAAUGCAAUGGAAGCAUACAAGCAGCAGCUGGAAACAUUACUGACAAACCAAGGAGUGAUAAAACCAGUCCUUGAAGAGUUCAUACCUCUCAAGACCAUGAGCAUCAAUGAAAGUGAUAAAAGCUCUGAUCCAUCUUUGGAGAAAGCAAGCUGGAUGGUCACAGCACAACUAUGGAACCCAGCUAGUGACAUAACCAAGAAGGAAGAACAAGAGCCUUCACUAUCUGCACCAUUGAAGGAAACACAAGAAAAUAUAGACUCAAAUCACAAGCUUCCAUUUGACUCUAAACAAAGAAAUGGUGGUGCAUUCCUUCCUUUCUCCAAGGACAAGAGCAAAGGUUCCUCUCUUGUCGUUUCUCCUGGAAAAGAAAUGGAUAAUGAUCAACAACAAGCCAAGGUUACAACUACGCAAACACAUCGGAAAGCAAGGAGGUGCUGGUCACCGGAUUUGCACCGUCGGUUUGUUAAUGCUCUUCAGAUUCUUGGUGGAUCUCAAGUUGCAACACCAAAGCAGAUCAGAGAAUUGAUGAAGGUGGAUGGAUUGACAAAUGAUGAGGUGAAAAGCCACCUGCAGAAGUACAGGCUGCACACAAGAAGGCCCAUGCCGGCCCCACAGCAGGCGGCGCCGCCGCCGCAGCUGGUGGUCUUAGGUGGCAUAUGGGUCCCACCACAGUACACAGCAGCUCAUGCUGGAGCUGCACACUACUGUGCACCACCAAUGGCUCAAGAGUUUUAUCCGGCCACUGGGCACCACCACUUUCUCCAGCCUUCGUUGGAGCGUAGUAGCACGGUCACUAAUUAUCGAGGAGGGCUGAGCUCGCCGGAGUCGGAGGGACGGAGCGGCGGAGACAGGUCGGAGAGCAUCGAGGAGGAGGAAGUGGAGGAGAGAGAGGAUGAGGAGGAGGAAGAGAUAGAGAUGAUGGAGAAGAAGAAGGCAUUGGCUCAGGUGAGCUCAAUGGCAGAUGACUGCAGUGGACUCAAGUUCUAGGGUUAGGGUUUUUUGAAGGAGUUUUUAUAUGUGUGGAUGGCUAAUGGCUACAUGUUGAGAUGGAGUCUUUUCUUGUCUUAUUCUUGUCCUUCUUCUUUUUGCGUCCUUAGAAAAAGUUAAAAUCUGAAUUUUAUUGCUUUU